This is a messenger RNA of Vespa mandarinia (Asian giant hornet), 1419 nucleotides long. RefSeq names its product Kynurenine aminotransferase (gene Kyat). The record is from RefSeq and is a predicted model, not a curated record. Gene Ontology annotation, cellular component: cytoplasm; mitochondrion. NCBI's taxonomy places the organism in Eukaryota, Metazoa, Arthropoda, Insecta, Hymenoptera, Vespidae. Gene Ontology annotation, biological process: biosynthetic process. Gene Ontology annotation, molecular function: L-kynurenine:2-oxoglutarate transaminase activity; pyridoxal phosphate binding.
AUGUUAGCUAGAACAAGUGGAAUACGUGGAAUAAUAAUUAAAACGUCAAUUUAUUCUAAUACGCUCAAAAAUAUUCAAAGCUAUUCUGCUGUGAUGUCUAAAUUUGAAUUACCAAAUCGUUUCAAGGAGAAUAAUAAAUCUGUAUGGGUAGAAUAUAUUCAACUUGCCCUAAAAUAUAAACCAUUAAACUUAGGUCAAGGUUUUCCAGAUUUUCAUGCUCCUGAAAGUAUUACUAAAGCUUUAGCUGCUACUGCAAAUAAUGAAAAUCCUCUUCUUCAGCAAUACACAAGAGGUUUUGGACAUCCAAGAUUAGUGAAUGCAAUUGCAAAGUUAUAUUCUAAACUCUUAAAUCGUAAUUUGGAUCCAAAUAAUGAAGUCAUUGUUACUGUUGGAGCUUAUGAAGCAUUAUAUGCUACAUUACAAGGUCAUACAAAUCCAGGAGACGAAUGGAUUAUAAUUGAACCAUUUUAUGAUUGUUAUGUUCCAAUUAUUCGUGUCAUAGGUGGUAUUCCUAGAUUCAUACCAUUAAAACCGAAAAAUACUAGUGGGCCACUUACUUCUGCCGAUUGGACAUUUGAUAAGAAAGAAUUGGAGAAGCUUUUCAAUGAAAAAACAAAAGGAAUUGUAAUCAAUACACCAAACAAUCCUAUUGGAAAAGUAUAUACAUUGGAUGAAUUACAAUUUAUAGCAGAUCUUGCCAAAAAGUGGAAUUGCCUUGUUGUCUCAGAUGAAGUAUACGAAUGGAUUAUUUAUGAAUCAGCUCAACAUAUUAGAAUAGCAACAUUACCUGGGAUGUUUGAACGCACAAUUACUAUUGGAUCUGCAGGUAAAUCAUUUAGCGUCACCGGUUGGAAAAUAGGUUGGGCAUAUGGACCAGCGAAUUUAAUAUACAAUUUACAAGUUGUACAUCAAAAUGUUGUUUAUACUUGCUCAACACCAAUUCAAGAAGCUGUAGCACUUGGAUUUGAAGAAGAGAUGGAGAAAUUUGAUCAACCCGAUUGUUAUUUCUUUAGUUUACCUAAAGAAUUAUUACCAAAACGAGACUAUAUGGCAAAAUUUCUUAGCGAUGUGGGCAUGUCACCUACCAUUCCCGAAGGUGGUUAUUUUAUGAUAGCUGACUGGACAGCUUUAGAGAAAAAGACUAAAUUAGAAGAAGAAACAGAUGCUAAUAAAGAUUAUAGAUUUACAAAAUGGAUGACUAAAAAUGUUGGAGUUCAAGGUAUUCCUGUAUCUGCUUUUUAUUCAGAAGAGCACAAACAUUUAGCAGAGAAUUUUGUACGAUACUGUUUCAUAAAGAAAGAUGAAAACUUGCAAAAUGCAGCCAAAAUUUUGAUGAAAUGGAAUUCAUAACGGCGAUAAAGAAUGUUUCCUUUUAUAUCUGAUUUUUUAUACUACGAAAUAAACGAUAUUUAUAAAAUA